Molecule: messenger RNA, 8674 nt
Organism: Limanda limanda (common dab)
Lineage: Eukaryota; Metazoa; Chordata; Actinopteri; Pleuronectiformes; Pleuronectidae
Gene: dot1l
Product: DOT1-like histone H3K79 methyltransferase
Exons: 28
Coding region: 393-4604 (1403 amino acids)
Biological process (GO): regulation of transcription regulatory region DNA binding; DNA repair; DNA damage checkpoint signaling
Cellular component (GO): nucleus
Molecular function (GO): histone H3K79 methyltransferase activity
Source: RefSeq, a predicted model, not a curated record
GUGCUCUCGCUAGUGCUCACGCUCGAUGACAUCACAGUCUCCCCCUGGUGACGUCGGCGUCUCCUCCGCUGCCACUGGCCCACUGCCAUAUUUAUUCAUGCCGGGCAAGAUGGCGGCGAUACGGACGAGGUGUUAUUGCCAGUGGACAUGAGAACGAAUUCUAUUCACACCGUUAAACCGAGUCGGACUCGAUUCUACGCUCGGCCGCGUCGUCUGCGUCCUCACCUAGCAACCAGCGUCGACGUGGGUGUUUUUUGUUUCACGCCUUCCAACGUCCGGGCGCCACGAAAUGUUCACGUUGUAGCUCGCUCGCUAACCGACCAGCUGGCUAACCGAGCGCAGCGCCUAGCUAGCUAGCCCUCCAUCACCGCCGGGCCGCCGUGGAGUGGAGAAUGGGAGAAAAGCUGGAGCUCAAGCUCAAAUCGCCGGUCGGAGCAGAACCCGCAGGCUACCCGUGGCCCUUACCAGUAUAUGAUAAACAUCAUGAUGCUGCUCAUGAAAUCAUCGAGACCAUACGGUGGGUGUGUGAGGAGAUCCCAGACCUCAAACUGGCAAUGGAAAAUUAUGUUCUCAUUGACUACGACACAAAAUGCUUCGAGAGUAUGCAGAGACUGUGCGACAAGUACAACAGGGCCAUCGACAGCAUUCAUCAGCUAUGGAAGGGGACCACCCAGCCCAUGAAGCUGAACAAGCGUCCAUCCAACGGACUGCUAAGACACAUCUUACAGCAGGUGUACAACCACUCAGUGACCGACCCGGAGAAGCUGAACAACUAUGAGCCUUUCUCCCCUGAGGUGUACGGAGAGACGUCUUUUGACCUGGUGGCUCAGAUCAUUGACGAGAUGGAAAUGAUGGAAGAUGACACCUUUGUUGACCUCGGCAGUGGAGUAGGACAGGUAGUGCUGCAGGUUGCAGCAGCAACUAACUGUAAACACUACUAUGGAGUGGAGAAAGCAGACAUUCCAGCCACCUAUGCAGAGUCCAUGGAUAAAGAAUUUAAAAAGUGGAUGAGAUGGUAUGGGAAGAAACAUGGGGACUACACACUGGAGAGAGGGGAUUUUCUCUCUGAGGAAUGGAAAGACAGAAUUGCCAACACAAGUAUUAUUUUUGUGAAUAACUUUGCCUUUGGUCCAGAGGUAGAUCACCAGCUGAAGGAGCGCUUUGCAAACAUGAAGGAAGGUGGAAAAAUAGUUUCCUCCAAACCUUUUGCACCUUUAAAUUUUAGAAUAAACAGUCGAAACUUGAGUGAUAUUGGCACAAUAAUGCGUGUUGUGGAGCUUUCUCCACUGAGGGGCUCUGUGUCCUGGACUGGAAAACCAGUUUCCUACUACUUGCACACCAUAGACCGCACCAUACUUGAAAACUAUUUUCAUAGUCUCAAAAACCCUAAACUCAGGGAGGAGCAAGAGGUUGCUCGGCGACGUCAGCAGAAAGACACGAAGGACAAUAAAAGCAAUAGUACCACGCCCACAAAACCGAAAGAACAAAACAAGCAACAGGACUCCUGUGGGGAGGAAGAGCGUCCUAGCCUGGUGACAGUGGUCAAGCCCCCCCCCAAACCCAGGAGAACCCGGCUCUUGUCCAAAGGUCGGAAGCUGAACAACAAGAAGCGCGGCCGACCCAAGAAAGCUGCCCCGGCUGCCGAGAAGAAAAACAAGAAGAAUCAGAGCGCGCUGGACUUGCUGCACGCCAAGACCCUUUCUGCGGCACCCCCCCAGGAUGCAUACCGGCCACCUCAGAGUCCCUUCUACCAGCUACCUCCCAAGGUCCAGCACUAUCCCUCUAGUCAACUGCUGCUCAGCCCCACUCCGCCUGGUCUGCAACAACUGCUAGAUAACAUCAAAGUUCAGUACAUCCAGUUUAUGGCCUACAUGAAGACUCCUCAGUACCGUACCAACCUGCAGCAGCUUUUAGAACAGGAGAAGCAAAAACACAGGGAUCUGUCUGGACAGGCGGAGCAACUCCACUCUGUCUGUCACUCUCACAAGGACAGAAUCAAAGGUCUCUUUCAGACUAAACUAGAUGAGCUGGGAGUGAAAGCUCUGACUGCGGAAGACCUGCUGCAGGCCCAGAAGGAGAUAUCGGCUCACAACCGUCAGCUGAAAGAACAGACUAAACAGCUUGAGAGAGACAUGGCCUUACUGAGAGACCACAGCCUGCUACUGUUGAAGUCUCGAUGUGAGGAACUGAAGCUGGAUUGGGGCUCUUUGUGUUUAGAGAGUCUGUUGAAGGAGAAGCAAGCACUGCGCAGACAAAUAUCUGAGAAACAGAGACACUGUCUGGAGCUGCAGAUCAGCAUUGUGGAGCUGGAGAAAAGUCAGCGGCAACAGGAGCUGCUCCAGCUCAAGUCCUACAGCCCCUGUGAUGGCUCCCCAUACAGGAAGAGCCUGGAAUCACGCUCUUCCACAGACCUGGACUCCUCAAAGCUCGGCAUGUCCUCUGGCCCAACCCUCAAUGGUGUCAGCCAAGAGCUUUCCAUUAAUGGCACCAGCUCAUGUUUCGACCGCGCCAGCACAAAGGGAGAGCUUCUUUCGCGCUACCUGCCCAUCUCUCCCGACCACGAGAUCGUACCCACUGCCCCUGACGCUCGGCAGAGGCAGCAAAGCUCCUUCCACACUCUUCCUGACUACACACGCUUCUCCCCUGCCAAGAUUGCCUUGCGGCGGCACCUUAACCAGGACCCCACUGCCUCAAUGCACCUAAGAGGUCCGGGGCUGACCAUGCACAGGGAAUUUGUUGGUGUUAACUCACCACUUGGAGCCAAACAGAACUGCCCCUCUCCCAAUUCAUUGGAUGCACAGAAAGGUUCAGACAGGGGUUGUAAAGAGAGGAGUCCAUCUGUUCAGGUUGAUAACAGCAUCACAAGCCUUCCAAUUAGCAUCCCCCUGAGCACUGUCCACCCAAGUAAACUACCUGUCAGCAUUCCACUGGCCAGCGUGGUGCUACCCAGUCGAGUUGAGAGACUGAGGAGUACUCCCAGUCCCGUCUCUCAGUCAGGCCAGACUAAUGGAUAUUCAUCCAGCUCAGGGCUGAUGAAUGGAGGUCCCCACCCUGAGGACCAUAAUGGUGCUUCUUCAUCACCUCUUCCACACAGCAAUGCUCCUCUGACAGGACCCAUAGGUCGAGGAGGUCCCAUCCAAAGCCCCCCACUCAGUACUGGAGGGGUGCUCCAAUAUGCAGACGGACCACCAAGGAUUCUUCCAGAAGACGGACAAGACCGGCAGGGAGGUGAAUCUGACACCGAGCCCCAGGAUAGUGAACUGCGGAGGAGAAUCUUCUUCUCCUCGUCCUCCUCAUCCACGUCUUCCACUUCGUCAGGCAGUGGAGGGAGCAUGGCCGGGGGAUCACGCCUCCACCAUCACACUGGCAACUCAGCCAAGCAGGGAUACCACAGUAACCAUGGAAACCACCAUCACCAGUCGCCUGGCACACAGUACACACCAACCCCCACACAUAUGCUGUCCUCACAUUCCUCUCACAGCCUCGGCUCUCAGGAGGGACGCAAGCGUGGGAGACGAAAACGCAGCUCUGCCGGCCCUGUCCCGGCCAGCGGGUCCCCGAAGAGGAGGUCGUUCCCUGGGCUCAGCUCCAACAACCACUCCUCUGGAUCACCACUCAACAUCAACACCAUGGUCAACAACAUCAACCAGCCUCUGGAGAUCUCUGCCAUCUCCUCACCAGAACAAUCAAGCCGGAGCCCCAGUGGGCCUGACAUGGACCAGCCUCCCAUCUUGAAGAGAGAGCGGCCCUUGGAGCUCAAUGGCUCAAGUCGUUACUCCUCACCCCCCAGCUCGGAUGACGAUGACUCAGGAUACCCCGCUGACAGCUCUAGUUCUCGAAUUGAAAGAAAAAUUGCUACUAUAUCCUUGGAGAGCAGGGAUGGACCAAGUAGAUUAGGGGAUAAUGAAAGAGGCAGAAAAUCUGGUAGCAGCAGUGGAAACAGCACAGGUAGUGAGGGCUCCUCUUCAUCCUCCUUGUCCUCCACCAGCAAAUGGAAAUCUACUUUUUCACCCAUAUCAGACCUAAAGCAACCCAACUCUGACCUUAGACCAGGGGGCUCCCCUUUCGGCAUGGGGGGGUCCAGCCGGGGGACAGACUCAGAUUCUGACCACAAACAACAACAACAUCAGCAAGUGAGAAAAGGGAGUGACGGAGAGUCGUCCAGCUACAUGACCCCCAAUCCCUUCCUCAGUCAGGAGGCAGGGAGCCGGAGUGGAGGCAGCGGAGCUCAGGGAGGCGGCAGCUCAGAGCAGCGCCCGGCCCACCAGAAGCAGAAGACCCCCCGGGACUGGGAUCUGAAGACCAGCAGCAGCCACGCCAGUCAGAACCUCUUCAUCUCUGCAGCUGCUACCAGUGGAGGGGGAAUCCUGAGUGGGAAGGUGGGCGGCAGCCCUGUAGCAGUUUCCUCCACCCCGGGGUCGUCUGUGGGACAGUACCUGGGGCCUCAGUUCCCGCUCGGGGGGGCGUCGGUGUUACAAUCCCUGUUCGGGGCCCAGACAGGCGGGUCCACGGUGUCUGGGGCCGCGCGGCUCGUCAACGGACACUCUGCCAUGGGAAGCUUCUCCAGUGCAGGGCUGACAGGGGGAGCGGCUGGAGGUAACUGAUGAAAACUACCUCAACAACAAAUUAACUAUGCAAAUGUCCAGGUGCGGACCAAGGCACUCUCCUCACUCACUGGUGCUUCAAAAUAUCUGCACUACCCAACCGCCUGCAAGACCGGCCUCUGUAGUGGGAUCUCUGAUACACAUUCUCACACACACACACACACACACACUAACUAACCAGCACCACCACUAUGGUUAGCUUGAGCAGAAUUAAUAUGGUACUGGUCAUGUAAAUGUGAGUGUUGUUCGCUGAUUGUGGUGGUUUGAGCUCAGUACUGGCUGCUGCCCAGCACUGACUGACCUGAAUGAUUCUGUUGUUUAACCUUAACGCCCUCAACAUUAUGAUAGGUUGUCAUUUAUUUGUCCAAGUCACAACAACAGCAACUAGUGUUCUGCUAAAUAAUCAGUUCUGAUUGAUUUUAUGUAACAAUUAACAACCUAUAAAAGCACACAGUCCAACUUUCUAGAGCUGAAUCUCAUCUGGUGUCAUCCUCUGUCCAAAUUUCAAUUUGAAACAAACACACAGACCAGUUCACUGAACUCUGCUCACAUGUCAUGCAGCCUUUCCUCUCUGCAGGCAUGCUCUAUUGCUUGUUUUCUUCCUUCAGUCAAAUUCAGUGUUUGUUGAAGCAUAUUUGACAAACUGAGGACCUUUAUAUUCUGGUCUAACUUCACACUGGAUAGUAAGAUAUUUUCUCGUGUAGCAAAAACACUCUGGCUGGAUUAUUGACACCCCAUGAACUCUGGUUAUGUGAAUGAUUUGCUCUGUUUUUUAUCUUAUUCACUUUAAGGUCUGCCAUUUUUGACCCUCAAAAUCCAGAAUUUAUAUCUCUAUUCUUUGCUACUAACUUCAGCCAAACCAUUUAAUUCCCAUUGUGAGUAAUGGAAACUGUUUCAGUGUUUUAUCUUCUAAUAUCAGAUAUUUAACAUAUCAAUGAAAGUUUCUCCUGUGACAAUAUCAGGUACAUUUCACAUUCUCUAACGGACACAUGAAAAGUUUGGGAGAAAAUUUGUGUGUAAAUGAACCUUAACAUCUUAUGAUCUGACCUCAAACUCACCUUGAAAAUUUGGUGAAUCAUUUCCAGGGGUGACAAUAACACUGAGUCGGACUCAUUAGCUGAGUAAAUUUUAAUGCUUUUUUUAGUAAGACCAAUGAAAUUUGAUUUAAUGAGAUGGUGCUCUUUGUUUUUUGUGUAUUGUUAGCCACACUUAUGGAAUGCCAGGUCAGGGGUGUGUGGCUGCACUGUUAAAUAAAACUGAAUCCAGGUGUAAAAGAUAAAAUAGUAAAACCACAGACAAUUGAACUUAUUGUAUUUGUGAAUAUUUCCUCCUCCGGUCAGUUUGAUAAGUCACACUAAUCUGUGGAGCCACAGCAGGAAUUUUUAACUUUUCUCAUACUAAACUUAUUCAUAUUUAUCUCUGCUGUCGCAGGGUUAAGCAAAAUGUGGGUUUAUACAUUUUACAACACACAACACAGAUACACACUCACGCAUGCAAAUCCUCACACACUGGGAAACACAUAACCACGACAAACUACUGGACUCUUUUCACACCUUUUGUUUGUUUUUUAUUGUGUAAUUUGUUAUUUUUGUAAAGAAUGUUUGUACUGUGAAUGUGAUUCAUGCUCCAACUGUAUAGUUGUGUAUAAUUUAGAUUAUAUUUAUGCCAUCAGUCUCUUCUUUGCCUUGGUAUUUGUUUUUCUCUUUAUUGUUAUUUUUUCUUUAAUCCUGAAUUGUGUCGACAGUGUAGAAUGCAAUAGUGUGUGUACUUGACUCAGUCUGAAAACCAUGGUGCUAAAUUUGGACUGUGCCUGAUUUUAUUUAUUUUCUAUUAGUGAAAACAAAAAAACAAUUCGAACACUUGGUGCUGUACACAGGGACGUUUAUAAAAGCCUUUUUUUUUUAGGCAUUUCCUUUUCUCAUAUUUAAUGUGCUUUUGUCUUUAAACGCCUCGUGUACAAGUGUAGACGCCAUCUUGAGAUGGAUACUGUGUGAACAGUGGCCUCUGUUCAUGUUUCUCACACAGCUGUUUUAACAUGGCUCCGGCCGCUUUGUCAAUAGUAAGUCACAUAUCUGUAGGUUAACAAGACACACUGAUUUUGUACAUACGUUUUUUUCCCCCUUGUAUGUCUCCAGCAUAAAACAGAAAGCUAUAUAUAAGAUAAGUCUCUAUAUACAGUCUAUAUGUAUAAAUGAGUAAAUAUAUAUAUAAGUCAAUAGGGGUAUUUUGGUGCUGGCAUUGCAACCCCUUAAAUUCAACCUGUUAAACAGGAGGCUUGAAGCCGGGGAGAGCGAAGCUUUGCCAUCGCACGACCUUAAUAGACGGCGUCUUAACAACACACGCCACAGAACUAGAAACUCACAAACUGUGUAAUCAACACACAAAGGUGCUGUGACUGGAACAUAACUAGAUUCCAGCUCUAGAACUGUUAUCUCGAUUUUUACCAGAAGUUUUCAUGUCUGUUUAUUUUUAUUUCCUUUUUUAUAUAUAUAUAUAUAUAUAUACCAACCCAGAUUCUGCAGGAAAAACGGUGCUUCUAUUUCCAGACGACAAUGAAAUCUUUACUGGUGCUUAAAGUGAAUGUCUUACUGACAAGGCCCUCCCAUGUAGUGUAAGCAUACUGUGAGACAUGCUGAUGUAAAACACUUGUGUUAGCGUGUGUGUGAGCAGCAAAGCUUCUUUUUCUGAUAGUGGGAUACACUUGCGCUCAUUGUGUGUGGUUUUCUGUUCCCACUUGAUGGUGCAUAUCUAAGGGAAGAUUAGACUAAUAAUAAUCAAAGCUUUAUAGUAAACUCCUGUCCUGUGCACUCACUGCGCGAACACGAGCGUGUUUUCAGAGAGACGUUUUAGAACAUAACUAGAGACAAUAGAGUCCGUUUGUUACCAGCACUGAGAGCUCCUUUGUAAUUAUUGUCUGACGCUAUGAUUUUUCUUAUUCUUGAUGUUUGAUACGAUUACAAUUACAUGUUCUGCUUCUAACUGUGUCUUCAGAUUCUUGUCGGUUUUUAAUACUACUUGUCAGAAUAGACAGCACGGUGCUCUCCUUCACUUAAAACAAGGAAAUUGCAGCUAUUCAUACGAAAACAUUGCUCCAGCCCUGUUGUGCUGCAGGGUUUCAUGGGUAACGAUAGUCAACACGAGCUCGCCUGGCUGCUUUCUGGAUAAUACAGUUUAACCUAGAGACGUUUCUCUCACGUCGAGGGGGGGGGUUUGUAAUGUGUGUGACGGUGAGAAUAGUUCAUGGAAACACUUAUUUUACACAGAUUUGAACCCGCCUCUUGUACAAUCACUGAAAGGGAUGAGGUGCUGUGAUCAAAGUCCGUUGGUGCAUGGGCAUGAUUGGACCUUAAAGCCUCGAUGCAGUUCUCCAGCUUCAUCCCCAUCUGGGACAUGGACGCUCGAUAACCUGUGAGAGCUGUAGAGUCGAGGCUGUUUACUCUUAAUCCUGCCAAAGGUCUGGAACUCAGGAACUUCCCAGGAUGCUUGUAACGAUGCAAAAGAUUUAAACUACUGCACGCCACUAGCUUAUUCACCAUCUCGUGGAGCGAUUAAGUCCCUCAGUUAUUCCCCCCCCAAACUCAGGACCAGGACAAGCUCCUCAUUAAGUGUCUGUCGAGGUAACAUCUAUAUUCAGGUCUCCUUAGAUUUAUUCUCACUGUCACAGACAUGCAGCCUCUCCGGUGAAACGCAGCUUUAAUUGGCUUUACAUGAGUCGUUCUGGUCUGGAGAAACUUUCAGCAUCUCCCUCAUCUCACAAAGCCUCUGUCUGAUACGUGUCUCUAAAGAAGGAGGUUCACCGUCCUCUGUUGGGUUGAACCGACGUUAAAAGAGCCGAGCGUGAACCGCAGUCCGUGUAUCGUGAUCUCUGAUUGGUGAAGCCAGGGCAGGUUUGAGGUGCAAUAACGGCAAACCUAUUUCCCAAAAGGCCCCGGGUUUUCAUGGAAAACUUGUUACUGUUCGAUGUUGGUGCUUUUAUCCUAAGAUGUUAUAAUGAAACAAAUGGAAUUAAUGGGUUUUUUUCUGCGUUUUAUGAUUAUUAAUAAAAAUGUUUCUUAUAAUAUUUGAAUUCA